CAUGACUUGCCGCCACUGUACAACCAACUCAGUAGGCCCUCAAUUGACAGAGCCAUCGAGUCACUAGUUUAGUGAGUGCGCGACAAUUGGAAUAACCACCAACCCAAGUCUCAUUAUUUUAACUCACCUUAAAAACAUAAGUGUUUUUAAUAAAUUCAUUUAUUAAUUUAUUUAAUAUAUUAAUAUAAUCAUUUAAAAUGGCUGAACUUGCUGUUGAAAAUCCUGUCUACGGACCAUUUUUUGGUGUUAUGGGCGCCGCCUCUGCCAUCAUUUUUUCCGCUCUUGGAGCAGCAUAUGGUACUGCUAAAUCUGGUACAGGUAUUGCUGCCAUGUCAGUCAUGAGACCUGAGCUUAUCAUGAAAUCAAUCAUCCCUGUUGUCAUGGCUGGUAUUAUUGCCAUUUAUGGUUUGGUUGUUGCUGUACUGAUUUGUACUGCUAUUGAAGAACCAUCAAAAUAUACACUUUUCAAGGGUUUCUGUCAUCUUGGUGCUGGAUUAGCUGUUGGCUUUUCUGGUCUUGCUGCUGGUUUUGCUAUUGGAAUUGUUGGUGAUGCUGGUGUAAGAGGAACAGCCCAACAACCAAGACUUUUUGUUGGUAUGAUUCUCAUACUUAUUUUUGCUGAAGUAUUGGGUCUUUACGGUCUCAUCGUUGCUAUCUUCCUUUUCACCAAAAAUUAGACCAAUUAAAUUCAUCAAGUUGUCAUCGAUUCAAAUAAAUUUUUAAAUAAUAAUAAUAAUUAAAUAUGAAAAAAAACAUGCAAAAAUUAUUUAAAUAAUAAAACCGCAAAACCAUCAGCUAAAAUUACAAAUAUAUUAAAUUCAGUUAUACAAAUCAGUAAUCUCUAAAAUAAAAAAAAAAACAAAUAAUAAUGAUUAUACUUCAAUAAAUAAAAUAAAUAUACAUUUUUAUCAUUGAUUAAUAAAAAAAAAAAAAACAAAAAACAAAACAAGAAUUAUAUUAUUUAUAAAGAAAAAAUAAAAUUCCGAAAUUUAGAAUUGCACUUGAACCAUUAUUUCAAUUUAAAUAGUAUUCAACGUGAUAAAAACUCGAUUAAUUUGUCUUUUUUUUUCGAAAAAGGACAACAAGUAAUUGUGAUUGUUAAUAUAAUACAAUCGGCAAAUAAACGUUGGAUAUAUUUAAAUUAUUAUUAAUAAUAUAAAAUCGUACAGAAAAAAAUAACAGUCGAUCAGGCAUAUGUACACAGAAAAAAAAAUGAUGAGCACAUAAAAUUAUAUAAACGAAUCCACCUGUCAAAAUUCUCUUAAGAAAAAAAAUAUAAUAAUAAUAAUCUACCUUCUUUCAUUGUAUAGUAAUCAUUUGUAGUAUAGUUUGACAUAAAUUUAUCAAAUAAAUUAAUCGGCUCUACUCAGUGUAUAAAGUUAAAAAAAAAAAAAAAAUCAAGUUUAAGAAACAGAAAAAUAAAUACAGUUCUAUUAUAUAAUUAAUAAAAAGAAUAACAAAAAAAUUUUAGCACAAUUAUUAUUAUGAACAUAAAAAAAACAACAUAAAGAACAACAAUGUUGUAUAGCAAAGAAUAAAAAAAAUAUAAUUUUAAAAAAUAAAAAAAAAAAAAAAACAGUUAAUUUGUAUUUCCGAAGGCGGGAACUUUGCAAGGUUAUUUUAGAGAAAAAAAAAAAACAAACAAAAUAAUAAAUGAAUGGAUAAAAGAAAAAAGAAUAUUAAACGAAUAUUAAUUGUGAGAGUACACGAUAGUAUUAAGUCAAUUUUUUUUUUGAAAGUUGCUGAAACGCUUGGAUAACACUCAAAUGCAACAGAUUUUUAUUUUGUGCUUUGUGAAAAAAAAAAAUUGAAUAAUAAAUAAACAGCGUUUAAAAUUAUAAAAAAAAAAAAAAAAUCAAUAUGCGUACGUCAACGAGGCUGAUGACACAGGCCAGUUAUCAAAUGUCUCAAUUAUCAACAAAAUGCGUAUUCAGAGAUCUUUAAAUAUUAUUAACAUAUAGUUUAAAAAAAAAAAACAAAAUAUAUAUUAAAAAAAAAAAUUAUAAAAACAAAUAAAAAAAAAAAAAAAAAGAUGAAGAAUACAUGGGUGAAUGCUAGUACAGAAUUGAGGAUAAUCUUCAUUAAUGAAAAAAUUGAAAAAUAAAAAAAAUAAUGAAUUUUGUGAGGCGAAUAAUAAUGUUUUAAAAAAUAAGAAAAAAAAAAAUGUGUAACAAUUUGUACAUUCCAUAAUUUUGUUGAGUAAAGACCAAGCGGGGGACAAAUAAUGAUCUCAACUCCUAUACAGUUUCUUUUUUUUUUUUGUCAUUUCUUUUUUUUUUUUUUUAAAUUUUUGUUAUUCAAUUAUAAUUUGUUUUCUAUUUUCAAAUUAUGUUUUUCUUUUCUUUUUUUGUAAUGUCGAGGAAUAAAUCAGAUACAAUUCAAAUCCACAGGAUUUAUUGUUUGGGAGCUGACAAUUUUUUCUGUCUGAUUAAUUGAAUUUGUUGUUGUCAAUAUAUACUUAAAAAUUAUUUUGUUAAUUUUUUGUUUAAACUUAAUUAAAGCGACGAAUACAAAAAACAAAAAAAAUAAAAAGGUUCUUUUUUUUAUUUAUUUUUAAUCAAGGAUAAGAGUUAUCAAGUCCCCCACUUUACUUUAUUAUCAGUGGCAGUAUCCAUUAUUACCUUGACAUCAUCAAGCUCAACAUAUAGACACAUUUUUAAACGAUCAAAUAAUAUAAAUAAAAUUGUUUAUUAUUUCAUAAACAAUUUGGCAUAUCAGCGGCAUAAUGAUUCUUUAAAAAUGUGUCUAUAUCAUCACAGGUACAAAUAGUUAAAGAAGCUUUUUAAAUCAUUCUAAAAAUGUCAAGAUCUUGAUUGUAAAAUUUAAUGGAAAUUUAUUUGGACAAAAUAUCAAAAAUUCAUGGGAAUCAAUUUGUCCUAAACUACAUUUUAAUGGAGGAACAAAAAAAAAAAUGUUAUAUAUAAAUUAAAAAUAUAAAAAAAUGAAAGGACAUAGUGAGCGUGUAAUGUACAUAACACAUGCUUUGAAUAUUGCACGUAGACUAGAUUUGAAAAAUAAAUAAAUGAGAUAUUCUAAAAUAUCGUGAGAACACAGUGUGUUAAUUGUGUGAAAGAAUCUAAAUUAAAUAAUGUCAAAGCUAUUGGAUGAUAAAUAUUAAAAUACAAAAAAGAAUGAGUGAACAAAAAUGAUAGAUAGUAAACAAAAAUAAAUAAAUAAAAGCAUAAAGUAUGAAAUAUAAUACAAAAGCAAUUAUUGUACUGAUUAAAUGAGUGAAAUAUAUAAAGAAAAAAAAAAAGCACUGGUAGAAAUAAAAAAGGAAGAUUAAGGAGGGACUUGCCGCUACUCAUCCCAUAAUUAUAAUUAAAUAAUAACAAUUAUUAAACAAUAUUAGUUUAUAUCUUCCAGUGUUUAAUUGUAUUUUCAUUGUUGAGCGUUUUAAAAGUGAUACUGAUCAAUAAUUAUUUAUGUUAUUAAUUCGUCCUCGAUGUUACAGAAAAUAACAAAAAAUAACAAAAAAAAAAAAAAAACGAAAAAAAAAAUAAAAAAAAAAAAAUCGUGUUUAAUAAAAAUUUAAUUUGGACAAAUGUCAUAUUAAUUAUUUUAAUAUUUAAAUUAAUUUAUUAAUUAUCUAAUCCUCUCUCUCUUUCUCUCCCUCACACAUUUUUCAAAUUAUUUUAAAUAAAGAUGCAAAUAUAUAUUUUACUGUUUAGAAGAAAAAAAAUUUUUUUUUAAUUAUUUAAAAAUAAUAAUUGAGGUAUGUUUAAAUAAACCAUUAAUUAUAUCAAUUAUUAUUUUUUUUUUCAGCAUUAUUUGUUACAAAUUAAUUAAUUGACAAUGAUUAAUAAUAUUUUUUUUUUUUAAAUUGAUAUACUGUUUUAUUUUUAAACAGUAUUGUAAUUAUCUUUUUAAAAAAUUUCGUUUAUAUGUUUUUUAUUUAUUUAAUUAUAUAAUUUCUUUUCAAAAUUAAAUUAUAUAAAUAAGUAUAUAUAGAUAAUUGAAAUAAAAAAAAAAGCUGAAAAAAUUGACAUUAAAUAUUUUUUUUUAUAAUAAUUAUUAAUAAUAUUUUUGCUGAGGAUUGGCAGUGAAUUUUACAAGUCAAAUGAAAUGCUAAAAAUUCAAUAUGUCUUUUUUUUCUUUUUCAUUUUCAUUUUCGUAAGUUUAAUAAUUUUUCAUGUACGUAUAUUGCAUUGUCGGUUUUUUACAUGUACAUUUUUUCAAGUGUACUUGAUAUAUAUUAUUUAAAAUUUAUAAAUUUAUAGAAUGAGAUUGAAGUCAGAUGCUGACAAAGAUAACGAUUACAAUUACGUGUGAUAGAAUUUAAGAUUUCUUAUUAUUUUUUUUUUUUAUUAUUAUUCUGAGAUGUGACGUUUAAUAAAUCGUCAUGUUUAAAUUGCAAAAUCAUUAACAAACAACCUUCGUGAGUAUUACAAGAAGGAAAAAUUUAAUUUUUUUUUGUUUGACCCACUUUUUUUUUUAUUAUAAUAAAAUUAAUCGUAAAAAGUUGGUUCAUUUAUUUACGUAAAUUUUAUAAAUCACGGGUCUAUUUAAUCAACCAAACAAUAUAAGUGAUGAUGCCACAAAUAUUUUAUUUUGAUGAUUUUUCAAUUUUUUUGUAUUUUGAAUUUAUAAAGCUCUAGUAUAAGCUUAUUAAUUAUAUUUUUUUUUUUUUUACAAACCAGGUAAUUAUUGAUUUAAAAAAAAAAUUCGGUCACAUAAUAUUCUAAAUGAUAUAUUUUAUUCUACAAUAAUUAAAUUUUUUUUUUUUUUAUAGUCAAUUGAUUUUAUAUUUAUCCUCCUUUUAAUUGAACGUGUAUGUUCAAUUUUUUGAAAAAUUUAAAAUUUAUAAUAUGUAAUUUUUUUUUUCUGUUUUUCAUUUACACAAUUAUUAAUUAACAAUUUAUUUAUUGAAGAAAAAAAAUAUCAAUUGAUGUCUAACGAAUUGGUUUGCCAUUGAAUUUAUAUAAAAGAAAAAAAUGGAUAUAAUUUAAUGAAUAAUUAUUACAAAUUCGAUAAGCACGAAACACAUUUUUAUAUACGAAAUUUAUGCCAUUAAAUAUUAGACUACAAAUUCCUUGCUAUAAAUUUAAUACGUCACGUGCAAAUAACUAAGUUAAUUACGUUUUUUUUUUUUUUAAUUUUUCAUUAUUAUUAUUGAAUUUUAUUUUUAUUUUUAUCAUUAAAUUAUACUUGUUAAUUGUCACUGAAUAAUUUCAGUGAUAAAAAUUAUGAUAAUUAAAAAAAAAGAAUUAUUAAUGCUUUAUUUGUUGUUGAUAAGAAAAAAAAAGGUAGCAUAUUCGUCAAGGGAUAUUCUUUUAUCCAAAUUUUAUUGUAAAAAAAAAAAAAAAAUAUAUAAAUUCAAUAAAUGAUUUUUUAUGGUGUAAAAAUUUGAAGUUUUAAAUAUAAAAAAAAAAAUUUGAACAAAAAUUUAUGGAUAAAAGAAUAUGUACAUUAAUCGAAUAGCAAAAAAAAUUAAAUUCUAGAAUUAUUCUUAGGAUAGUAAGUCCUUAAAUUUCACUUUUUUUUUUUUUUUAAUUUAUUUAUAAGUUUUUCGAUUUUUUUUUUUUGUUUUUUUUUUAUCCUACACACUUUUAUCAUUUAUAAUUGUCGACACACUCACGGGAUUUAUUAUUUAAAAAUUUUUUUUUUUUUAUUGACAAACUCUUCAGUCCGGCGAUAAAACCGAAUUCCUAUGUGAUCAAUAAUUAUUUACAUCAUUGUCUUGCUUUUUAUUGUUGUAAGAAAAUGAAUAAUUUUCAAUUUUCAAACAACUAGUUAUUAUAAAAUAAUUAAAAAAACAAAAAAAACUACAGCUAAUUGUUUACAUAGAAUUAAAAAAAGACAUAAAUGGAAAUAAAAAAAAUUGUGAUAUGAUAAUUGAAAAAAAAAGUAAUAAAAAUAAAAUACUUGUAAUAAAAAAAAUUUAAAUUAUUGCACUUAUUUUUUUUUUGGGAAAACUAAUCAAGCCGGUCUGAAGGUUGACUCAAAGAUAUAUUAUUGAUGUUUUAUUAAUUAUUUCGAGUAUAUUCUUCUCAUUAAUAAUGAGUCAUUAUUAAUAAUAUUUUAAAGAGAAGACAAGUCAGGGAAAUAUAACAAGGAUUAUGAUGAACAAAAAAUAGUUUAAAAAAAAAAACAAGGAUUAUAAUUUACGAUGAUUGUAAUAAAUUAAACCAAAUACAAUAUUUAUUAAAGAAUUUUUUUUUUUUUCACGAUUAUUUACGUUUUAAUUAUUUUUACUAUUUCUAAGUUUGUGGUUUUUCAUUUUUUUAAUAUCAUUGUUAUGUAAAAUUUUAUUUAAAUGUGAUGUCAGUUGAUCAUUAAAAAUUUAAAUUACGAAAAAACAAAAAAAAAAAAAAAAAUUUAUUUAGUAAAUGUUUGAUUGAAUUUUUUCAUAGUUCAAUUCGAUCAUUGACACUUAUUUUUUUAAAUGAUUAAUAUUAUUAUUUUUAUAAUUAAUAUAUAAUCAAUUUUUAUUGAUGUUUAUUUUUUUAUUUUUAUAUAAGAAAUGUCGGUACUUCAUUGUAAGAAUAAUUCUUCAUAAUUGAUUUUAAGUGACAUACUUAUUCACUGACAAAUGUGUAUAUUAUUUGUUUAUUUGUUUACACGGUUUUCACCCGCGGACAAUAAACAUUUUUAUAAAAAAGGAGGGAAAAAAAAAAAAAAAAAAAAAAAAGGAAGAAAAAAAAGAGGUGGGACAAGCACAAAGACAAAACUUGGACUACACAACAAAUAUUUUCACCAAAAUUAAAUUUUCUUUUCUUCAUUUUACGAAUGUCGGCUAGAUAUUUUUUUCUCUUCUCCUUUUUUUCUAUUUUUUUUUUUUUUUUGGCCUAUAAAAUUCAGCUAAGAGCUAGAAUUUCCAUUAGUUACGUUAUAUAUAUAUAUAUUUUUUUUUUAUUUUCGUUUUUUUUUUCAUCAUUGAUUAGAAUGUUCGUAAUUAUCUAAAACGUUAAAAACUUCCUGCUGUUUUUUGAGGGUCCUCUUGUCUUUUCACGCUCUUAUAUACAUAUAUAUUUUAUUUUUUUUUUUCUUUAUGUUACAUUCAUCACACACAACAUUCACGUUUUAUAUUUUCUUUUUUUACUCUACCAUGGUUUAUCAAUAAAACUUAUUACGGUUUUUUAUUUUCACACAAUGAAAUUAUUAGCAAAUUGUUAUUUAAUUCCAACGUCAUUUGAGCAUGUACUUGACCCUCUUCUUGUUCUUGUCUUCAUUUCCUUCCCUCGUUUUUGCAGGACGUUGCUGAUGUUAAUUGUUCACCUUUUC
Molecule: messenger RNA, 7224 nt
Organism: Aphidius gifuensis
Lineage: Eukaryota; Metazoa; Arthropoda; Insecta; Hymenoptera; Braconidae
Gene: Vha16
Product: V-type proton ATPase 16 kDa proteolipid subunit
Exons: 3
Coding region: 198-677 (159 amino acids)
Biological process (GO): proton transmembrane transport
Cellular component (GO): proton-transporting V-type ATPase, V0 domain
Molecular function (GO): proton-transporting ATPase activity, rotational mechanism
Source: RefSeq, a predicted model, not a curated record